Molecule: messenger RNA, 2935 nt
Organism: Scylla paramamosain (green mud crab)
Lineage: Eukaryota; Metazoa; Arthropoda; Malacostraca; Decapoda; Portunidae
Gene: mtTFB2
Product: dimethyladenosine transferase 2, mitochondrial-like
Exons: 4
Coding region: 21-1370 (449 amino acids)
Biological process (GO): rRNA methylation; transcription initiation at mitochondrial promoter
Cellular component (GO): mitochondrial matrix
Molecular function (GO): rRNA (adenine-N6,N6-)-dimethyltransferase activity; mitochondrial transcription factor activity
Source: RefSeq, a predicted model, not a curated record
CACAAGCUAAUGUUAGAUGGAUGAUGCUUACAAGAUUCUCCAGGACAAGCUUUGCUCCAAAGCCAUCAUACUUAUAUUUUGCUUGUCAAAAAUAUAUGAAUAAGAUUUCCACAAAAAGAAAUAUAGGAAUUGCAGAAAACAGAAACUUCUGUAAGGGCUCUGUGCGUCUUGAAACAGUCAGUAGAGUAACAGAAAGAAAAAAUUCUCUUACUGGAGAAGAUUCAGAUUCAGCCUUUUUACAGCCCACUUUUUCAGAAGACAGCAGUAAAAUUAGUCAAGACAAAACCAUUCAUGAUCUCAGUAAAAAGAUAAAACUCCUUCUGAAGGGAUCCAAAGGCACAAGAAGACAACAUAUAGUGGACAUAAAUGUAGCAGAAACACUUGUAACAUAUUUGAAAAAAGAUCUAGGAGACAGUGAUAUCAUAGUUGAAUCUUCUCCUGGGAUUGGGCUGCUAACUGAAAUAAUUUUAACUGAGACUGAAAACAGUGUGGUAGUUUAUGAGCCCAACAACAAACUCAGGUCUAAUUUUGAAAAGUUGCUGCUGCCUCAAUAUUCAAGUCGUCUCCAGGUACAAAAGUAUGAUUUUGAAAAAUUCUAUGGAUAUUAUAUCAUAGAUCAAAAGGAACCUGAGAAGCCAAUAUUGCAGAACUUUUUAGAUCCUAUAUUGAGAAAAGAAGGAUCUGAAUUUUUGCCUGUAAAGAUAGUUGGUGUGAUAUAUGAUGCAAAAUUUAUUGCUAGACUGAUUUUCUCAUAUACCUUUCAGUGUUCUUUAUUUAGAGAAAUCUCACCUGUCCUGUACAUAUACAUCCCUUUCAGCAUAUAUUGUAAAAUAACCCGUGACCUUAAUUAUGUAUAUAAUAGCCAUGGUCUACAAUUUCAAUACUACUUUAAUGUGGAGACCUUACAUGUGGCAUCUAAGGAAAGUUUCUAUCCUAUCUGCACCAAGUUUAGGAAAAAAAUGAGAGAUAAUGAUGACAUGUAUCUUGUCAAGAUUUCACCAAAGAAGGAGUUUCUCCAGGAGGUGCCAAAGAAAGAGCUGGAGAGUUUCCACUACUUCAUGAACACAAUAUCUCGCAUCAAGAGGGCUGAUUCACUUAUCAUAGGGAUGGAGCGCUGGAUUCCUGACUGUGGCCCAGUGCUUAUUAAGAAUGGCUUCCAUGUAUUUGCACAUCCAAGAGAGUUAUCAACAGAGCAAUUAUUGCAAGCCUACAAGAUUUUCAAAAAUUUACCAUCAUAUCAGGAAUCCACUUUCCAUUACCAGAGACAACAGUUUGUUGCAAGAUAUGGAUCAAAAGAUGAAGAAAUGCUAGAGAGUAAAUCAACUGAUGAAACUGUUGACUUGGAUGACCAUGAGUUCUUGGAAAAUUGAAAGUAACUUUCUAGCUGAACUUUUGAAAAAUUUGAAAUUUCGUACUAUACUAUAGAUUUUCCUUCAGCAGCUGAUAGUAGAGAGAGAAUAUUUCUGUUCUAUGACAGGGAUGAGUCGAGGUGUAAAGAAUGUAGCACAAGGCUUUCAAGGGUGACAAAGAAAAUAAUUAGAAAAGGCAGUGAAGUGGGUAAAAUUGUUGGAACUUUAUGUAUGAUCAUGGCAGGAAGGUGUGUAGACAAGAGAAAAAGAAAGAAAGAAAAAAAACAUUAUCCACUUCACAUGCAUGGAAGUAUUAUCUUUCACAGUUAAUGUAAUCCAAUAGGAUAAAAUGUAAAAGAGAUGUGUUUUACAGUGCCUUUAAGAUUAUAUAAUUAAAUUGGAAACAGCUUACCUCAUAGUCUUUAAGAUAUUAUGAAUGAUUUUGACUCAGCACUCCCCACAGUGUCAGUUACAUAACAGAGUAUAACUAUAGCAGUGCUGCUAAAUUUUUGUCAUCUUGAAUGACAGCUUGGUUGAUGUGCCAAAACAUCCUGAAACAUCAAACUUGCAGAGUUGAACAGUUGAUUCUAGCAAAUAAAAUGAAAAUGUCAUAUGAUAAAAAUAAAAUUUAGUUGACAAGAUUUUCACCAUGUUCAAAUAGAUAUCAUGCAACAUAGCACAAAGCUCUUAUGGGGUUCCUGUUAUUUAUAUAGCGUUUCCUUCAAUCAUAAUGUAUCUUGUCCUGUGUAUUCCAAAGAGUUUUGGCUGUCACUCUUCUGUAACUCACUCAAGAAAGAAUAUUCUAGUUGGAUACAUCUAAUAAGAGUGAGUAGGGAAUGCAUUGUUACUUUAGAGAUUUUGAACAGAAUUAUGUCUUAUGUUCCCAGAAAGGUUAAUCCUGAAGUGCUGGCAUAUCAAGCACUUGUCAGUCCUCUUGCACAAUAAGAGCAGGUUCCUCACUUCUGGAGAGCACACUUCUUGCAGAGUGAGAGGUGGUCACAGUAUCAUGUCAUGCUAAAAACAGACAACCUAACAGAUGUACAGAAACAGCUGCUGUAAGUAAGAGAAGGCAUACUGAGCAACCUGUACAGUGUGGUGGAAAAAGGUAAUAACAUGAAUGAAGUCACACCUCAUCAGUAAUCAGGAGAUAUUAAUCAGAGCUUUUGCACAUUACUACAUGCUAGCUGCUUAGUUGUCUUAUCCUGCAUCAUGUAAAUCCAUGUUGUAUCUUGUAUUUAUUGGAUGAUACCCUAUCAGUACUUGGGGAAAGAAAGAAAAAAACUUUAAUAUGGAAGAAAAUGCACUGGGAAAAAAAACUAAGAUGUGCUUCCAUUAUGAGAAGAUAUGGUAUAUCUAAAAAAAAAAAAACGAUAGGUAAACUGUGGGAUGUUUAGUAAAAAAAAAUAUAUGGCUGUGAAGUAAAGCAAUUCCAGAGUACAGAUCCACAGAUACUAUAGAAUUGGUAUCACAGUUGGAUGGCUUGCAGAGGGAGUGGCAUUACUGUAGAUUCUAUACAACAUCCUGUUAGAGCUUUAAAUAUUCAAACACUGGUGCCAUGCUGUUUCAAUAAAAAAUAAACAAAUGCA